Molecule: messenger RNA, 580 nt
Organism: Condylostylus longicornis
Lineage: Eukaryota; Metazoa; Arthropoda; Insecta; Diptera; Dolichopodidae
Gene: UQCR-Q
Product: cytochrome b-c1 complex subunit 8
Exons: 3
Coding region: 174-443 (89 amino acids)
Biological process (GO): mitochondrial electron transport, ubiquinol to cytochrome c
Source: RefSeq, a predicted model, not a curated record
AAUAUUAUAUAUGACAAGAAUAAUAAUUUAUAUGAAAAGAAAAAUAUGCACUAUAUAUGCAUUUCUAUAAAUAAUUUACCCUUUUGUCCUAGUUUUUGUGCGUUGUUUUACAUGAAUGCAGAUUUAAUUUUAAUUUUGUAGCCGUAGAAAGAGCAACGUGAUAUAUAAUCAGCAUGCAUAUCACACAAAUUUUACGUGGAGCUCACUUUGGCAAUUUAGCUAAAGUUCAUGGUAUCGUAACAUACAAAAUUUCACCAUUCGAACAAAAAGCUUUUGCUGGUGCCAUUAGCCAUGGUGUCCCUAACACAAUUAGAAGGAUUAGAACUAGCGUUUUUCGUGUUGUACCGCCCUUCAUCAUUGGAUAUUUGAUCUAUGACCUUGUUGAAAAGGAGCACGAUCGCUUGUUGCGCAAGGACCCAGCAGAAUUUGCAAACGAUUCUUAAAUUUAGUUAAAUUAUAUUAAAAAUUGAUUUUAAAGAAUAUAUUGGUAUUCACAAAUCAUUCACAAAAUGUAACGCUUUGAAAGUUUACAUCAUAAAAUUGUGUGUUAAAAAUAAAUUGCUAGUGAAGAAAUGUUAAA